Messenger RNA from Porites lobata, 4773 nucleotides. Lineage: Eukaryota; Metazoa; Cnidaria; Anthozoa; Scleractinia; Poritidae. The record is from the annotation of a GenBank genome assembly.
AUGGCAAGUGGAGUGACAGACAUUCGUGCAGCAACCAUGAUGUUUGAAGGUAAGCACGAGGAAUGCAUUCGUUUGUUGCCGUAUACAAAGGAUGGUCAGAUUGUGGUUCAGUUUUAUGUCUAUAGUGGUGAGUCUGGUAUUCCCAAAGAUUUAAGGAAAGAAGCCCAAACGUUUUUCGAAGAUAUGCAUGUAAAGCUGGAAUGGUCAGAUCUGUAUAACGACAGCGUCAACAUACUGAAUGUUCAACGACUCAAGUAUCCAUUUGGCAAACCCACACCACUGACUGCUUCUCAGGUUGACGAAAUGAAUCAAGUGUUUGAAAACAAGCUUCCUGAACUGUCUAAGCAUCGCAAUGUUACCUAUGUGCAGGCCUCUUUCAAAAUCACAGAUUCCACGCAAACAGAUUAGCCUUGUAUUGCGAUUUAUGUGCUCGGUAAAGGCUUUAUUCCAGUUGGCGAGCUUGCGUUACCAAAUGCUUUUGAGGGUUACCCCGUUGAUGUUGUGAAUGGAUUUUGGAUAAGAGCAGGUAAACGGCCAACAGAGGCAAAAGAGCCAAGCGACGUGCUUUGUUUAGGAGCAAGCAUUGGCGUACAGGGAAAGAAAGCAUUAGGGGACACUAGGUGCUAUUGUGAAAGACGGUAGCACUUAUUAUGCUUUGUCCUGUGAUCAUGUAAUGAACUCAGAAAAGGCAAAGUGUAUUGUUCAUCCUGGACUCAAUGACCACCUAAACUAUCUGAAAUAUUAUCUAGCACAAUAUAAACGUUGUGUAGAUGAUGUAACCGGCUCGGAAACAGAGUGUUCAGUUGAAACCCUUUCAUCGAGUGAGGCACUAGGAAAUAAAUUCGAAGAGUUAAAGCGCAUAAAAAAUAAUCACCUCGAAAGCAGCAACUACACCAGUGCGCAUUUGAAAAGAACUAAAAAGCUUGAGAGAGAUUUUGAAGAAGGGAACAAGCCGCCAAGAAAAAUAGCAGAGUACUUCGUUGGUGUCAAUAAAAAUGUUGUAUAGCCCCAGACUAAUGGCAAGGAAUACUUCAUCGAUGCUGUCAUUGCAAAGUUGCCUGACGUACAAGUAACACGUUUAAAACAAAGCCGGACAGCUAGGUUGAUUGAAAGUGAUAUCAAAAUAAGAGGUGAAUGCGAACCCGAAGAUAUAGCGGCCAUAUCAGAGACCAAUAAACUUUGCAAGAACAAUGGUAAACCGUUAAAUUCUUCGGCUUCAGUAUCAGCAGUACAGCACGAUAGUGUAUGUUGCCGAAAUCAUAUUUAAUGUCUUACCCCAGGCCCCUCAUCUCAUUAAAACUUAUGAUAAAGGCAGAUUAACCUUGUAAAGGUAGAUUACAUCUCUAACAUUAGUUUCAGGAGAUGUGCUCAUGGCCGCGCAGCAUUUAGUGAAAACAGGAGCGGAUCCAGGAUUUUUCUUAGGAGGGGGUGCACCACUAAGGAACUACCAUUUUAACGAUCAUUUCGAUGGCGUUUAACAUAAAUUCUUAAACCUCGUCUCAUGUUUUACUUCAACACCAAUAAACCACAAAGUUUUUUUUUGGCAGAAUACCAGGUGAAUUAAAUAGCCGCAGGUCAUCUCAGGGAAGGGAAAGCGUACCCCCUGCUCCCUGCACCCUCCUCGCCCCCUGAUGCGCCCCUAAAAAGUUAUUGUCGACGCUCAUACAAAAUUAUCUUUUCUUUUUAACAGAUGUGUUGCAAAGUCUUAACCGAGUCUUAACCGAGACCGCAUAUAAGGGAGAAUCCGUUCAAGACCCUUACGACAACAUUUCCAUGGAUCUAGGUGAACUGCCUGUGGCAAGUGGAGUGACAGACAUUCGUGCAGCAACCAUGAUGUUUGAAGGUAAGCACGAAGAAUGCAAUAGUGUGUUGCCAUAUACAAAUGAUGGUCAGAUUGUGGUUCAGUUUUAUGUCUAUAGUGGUGAGUCUGGUAUUCCCAAAGAUUUAAGGAAAGAAGCCCAAACGUUUUUCGAAGAUAUGCAUGUGAAGCUGGAAUGGUCAGAUCUGUAUAACGACAGCGUCAACAUACUGAAUGUUCAACGACUGAAGUAUCAAUUUGAAAAACCCACACCACUGACCGUUUCUUAGGUUAACGAAAUGAAUCAAGUGUUUGAAAACAAGCUUCCUGAACUUUCUAAGCAUCGCAAUGUUACCUACGUGCAGGCCUCUAUCAAAAUCACAGAUUCCACGCAAACAGAUAAGCCUUGUAUUACGAUUGAUGUGCUCGGGAAAGGCUGUAUUCCAUUUGGCGAGCUUGCGUUUCCAAAUGCAUUUGAGGGUAACCCCGUGGAUGUUGUGAAUGGAUUUUGGAUAAGAGCAGGUAAACGACCAACAGAGGCAAAAGAGCCAAGCGACAUGCUUUGUUUAGGAUCAAGCAUUGGCGUACAGGGAAAGAAAGCAUCGGGGACACUAGGUGCUAUUGUGAAAGACGGUAGCACUUAUUGUGCUUUGUCCUGUGAUCUUGUAAUGAACUCAGAAAAGGCAAAGUGUAUUGUUCAUCCUGGACUCAAUGACCACCUAAACUAUCUGAAAUAUUAUCUAGCACAAUACAAACGUUGUGUAGAUGAUGUAACCGGCUCGGAAACAGAGUGUUCAGUUGAAACCCUUUCAUCGAGUGAGGCACAAGGAAAUAGAUUCGAGCAGCUAGAUCGCAUAAAAAAUAAUCAUCCCAAAAGCAGCAACUACACCAGUGCGGAUUUGAAAAGACUUACAAAGUUUGAGAAAGAUUUUGAAGAAGGUAACAAGGCGCCAAGAAAAAUAGGAGAGUACUUCGUUGGUGUCAAUAAGAAUGUUGUAUGGCCCCAGACUAAUGGCAAGGAAUACUUCAUCGAUGCUGUCAUUGCAAAGUUGCCUGACGUACAAGUAACACGUUUAAAACAAAGCCGGACAGCUAGGUUGAUUGAAAGUGAUAUCAAAAUAAGAGGUGAAUGCGAACCCGAAGAUAUAGCGGCCAUAUCAGAGACCAAUAAACUUUGCAAGAACAAUGGUAAACCGUUAAAUUCUUCGGCUUCAGUAUCAGCAGUACAGCACGAUAGUGUAUGUUGCCGAAAUCAUAUUUAAUGUCUUACCCCAGGCCCCUCAUCUCAUUAAAACUUAUGAUAAAGGCAGAUUAACCUUGUAAAGGUAGAUUACAUCUCUAACAUUAGUUUCAGGAGAUGUGCUCAUGGCCGCGCAGCAUUUAGUGAAAACUGGAGCGGAUCCAGGAUUUUUCUUAGGAGGGGGUGCACCACUAAGGAACUACCAUUUUAACGAUCAUUUUGAUGGCGUUUAACAUAAAUUCUUAAACCUCGUCUCAUGUUUUACUUCAACACCAAUAAACCACAAAGUUUUUUUUUGGCAGAAUACCAGGUGAAUUAAAUAGCCGCAGGUCAUCUCAGGGAAGGGAAAGCGUACCCCCUGCUCCCUGCACCCUCCUCGCCCCCUGAUGCGCCCCUAAAAAGUUAUUGUCGACGCUCAUACAAAAUUAUCUUUUCUUUUUAACAGAUGUGUUGCAAAGUCUUAACCGAGUCUUAACCGAGACCGCAUAUAAGGGAGAAUCCGUUCAAGACCCUUACGACAACAUUUCCAUGGAUCUAGGUGAACUGCCUGUGGCAAGUGGAGUGACAGACAUUCGUGCAGCAACCAUGAUGUUUGAAGGUAAGCACGAAGAAUGCAAUAGUGUGUUGCCAUAUACAAAUGAUGGUCAGAUUGUGGUUCAGUUUUAUGUCUAUAGUGGUGAGUCUGGUAUUCCCAAAGAUUUAAGGAAAGAAGCCCAAACGUUUUUCGAAGAUAUGCAUGUGAAGCUGGAAUGGUCAGAUCUGUAUAACGACAGCGUCAACAUACUGAAUGUUCAACGACUGAAGUAUCAAUUUGAAAACCCACACCACUGACCGUUUCUUAGGUUAACGAAAUGAAUCAAGUGUUUGAAAACAAGCUUCCUGAACUUUCUAAGCAUCGCAAUGUUACCUACGUGCAGGCCUCUUUCAAAAUCACAGAUUCCACGCAAACAGAUAAGCCUUGUAUUACGAUUGAUGUGCUCGGGAAAGGCUGUAUUCCAUUUGGCGAGCUUGCGUUUCCAAAUGCAUUUGAGGGUAACCCCGUGGAUGUUGUGAAUGGAUUUUGGAUAAGAGCAGGUAAACGACCAACAGAGGCAAAGAGCCAAGCGACAUGCUUUGUUUAGGAUCAAGCAUUGGCGUACAGGGAAAGAAAGCAUCGGGGACACUAGGUGCUAUUGUGAAAGACGGUAGCACUUAUUGUGCUUUGUCCUGUGAUCUUGUAAUGAACUCAGAAAAGGCAAAGUGUAUUGUUCAUCCUGGACUCAAUGACCACCUAAACUAUCUGAAAUAUUAUCUAGCACAAUACAAACGUUGUGUAGAUGAUGUAACCGGCUCGGAAACAGAGUGUUCAGUUGAAACCCUUUCAUCGAGUGAGGCACAAGGAAAUAGAUUCGAGCAGCUAGAUCGCAUAAAAAAUAAUCAUCCCAAAAGCAGCAACUACACCAGUGCGGAUUUGAAAAGACUUACAAAGUUUGAGAAAGAUUUUGAAGAAGGUAACAAGGCGCCAAGAAAAAUAAGAGAGUACUUCGUUGGUGUCAAUAAGAAUGUUGUAUGGCCCCAGACUAAUGGCAAGGAAUACUUCAUCGAUGCUGCCAUUGCAAAGUUGCCUGACGAAGAAGUAACACGUUUAAAACAAAGCCGGACAGUUAGGUUGAUUGAAAUUGAUAUCAAAAUAAGAGGUGAAUGCGAACCCGAAGAUAUACCGGCCAUAUCAGACAGCAAUAAACUUUGCAAGAAC